Molecule: messenger RNA, 1367 nt
Organism: Lathyrus oleraceus (garden pea)
Lineage: Eukaryota; Viridiplantae; Streptophyta; Magnoliopsida; Fabales; Fabaceae
Product: 33 kDa ribonucleoprotein, chloroplastic
Exons: 4
Coding region: 140-1222 (360 amino acids)
Biological process (GO): chloroplast rRNA processing
Cellular component (GO): chloroplast thylakoid membrane
Molecular function (GO): mRNA binding
Source: RefSeq, a predicted model, not a curated record
UAGGCUUAUAAAGUUAGUACAAGCUAACCUUAUCCUUGACACCUGUCAAACCAAAACCCUCAACUCAACAAUGGAUGCUUUACUCCAAUAGUUACAUUGUUCCAAUUCCUUUCUCAACUCUUCAUCUUUCACAAACUCAAUGGCUUCUACUACACCUUCUGUUUCCUCUUACAUCUGCAACAGAAUCUACAACCUUUCAUCCACACACUCUUCCAUUUCUCUCACCACAAACUUCCCUCAAAGACCCAUAUCCUAUAAACCCCUCAAUCUCAUCCUCAAGUCUCAAAGUUUCACUCUUUCCCCUCUCACACUUCAAUCUCUUCAACCCCCAUUCGCUGCAGCAGAUGCAUUUGAAACUAAUGUAGACACCACAGUUUCUCAACAAGAGGAACAAGAAACAGAAACAGAACAGGAAACAUCUGAUGAACCAAAGAAAGAGGAAGAACAGAAAGUGUCAACCUCAGACAAUGCUGGAAGACUCUACGUUGGAAAUUUGCCGUUUCGAAUGACUUCUGCUCAAUUGUCUGAGAUCUUUGCAGAAGCUGGCACUGUCGUCUCUGUUGAGGUGGUGUAUGAUCGAGUUACCGCCAGAAGUAGAGGAUUUGCAUUUGUUACAAUGAAGAGUGUUGAAGAUGCUAAAGCAGCAAUUCAAAUGUUUGAUGGUUCUCAAGUUGGUGGUAGGAGUGCUAAGGUGAACUUUCCAGAAGUGCCCAUAGGAGGUGAAAGGUUAGUAAUGGGAAAAAUAAAUAGAAACAAAUACAAAGGCUUUGUAGACAGUCCUCACAAGAUGUAUGCUGGAAACCUUGGCUGGGAACUGGACUCUCAGGAUCUUAGAGAUGCCUUUGCUGAACAGCCGGGAUUACUGGGUGCUCGAGUCGUCUAUGAGAAGGACAAUGGAAGAUCUCGAGGUUUUGGAUUCGUUACUUUUGAAACUGCUGAGGAUUUACAGGCUGCUUUGAAGGCUAUGAACGGCGUGGAGGUUCAGGAUCGGCCGCUGCGAUUGAAUUUGGCUGCAGAGAGGAAACCUUCUUCUCCUCCUCCAGUAAUUGAGGAAAGUACAGCAAGCAAUGUUGAUAGUUCACCUUCAUCUCCUCCUCCAGUAAUUGAGGAAAGUACAGCAAGCAAUGUUGAUAGUUCACCUUCAUCCCCUCCUCCAGUAAUUGAGGUAAGUACAGCAAGCAAUGUUGAUAGUUCGGAAUUGGUGUCUAGCGCAAGUGCAUGAGAAAAUAUGUUUGAUCAAAGUUUUGCCUACAAAAUGCACAUCAUUUAGCUUUUCUUUUCUCUAAACUAUAUUAUCUGUCAAAGUGACUUGUACACUAGAUUUUCAGACAGUUGUGAGAUCUAUACAUAUGAGGGGUUAAUGUCAA